AGGGACUUUGCAGAUAAUGCGCCUCUCUUCCAGCUUCUGUCAUUCUGUGGGUAUUGUUUGUUGUCAUAAAGAUGGAGUUCUUACUGGGCAAUCCGUACAGCACUCCCGUGGGCCAGUGCUUAGAGAAGGCCACGGAUGGCGGCCUGCAGGCUGAGGACUGGACCCUCAACAUGGAGAUCUGUGACAUCAUCAAUGAGACGGAGGAAGGGCCUAAAGAUGCCAUCCGGGCGCUGAAGAAGAGACUGAGUGGGAACAGGAACUACCGGGAGGUGAUGCUAGGAUUGACGGUGCUGGAGACGUGUGUAAAGAACUGCGGCCACCGGUUUCAUGUCCUCGUGGCUAACCGGGACUUCAUUGAUGGUGUCCUCGUCAAAAUCAUCUCCCCCAAAACCAACCCCCCCACCAUCGUACAGGACAAAGUCCUGGCUCUGAUCCAGGCCUGGGCAGAUGCAUUCAGGAGUAGUCCUGACCUGACGGGGGUGGUCCAUAUUUAUGAGGAGCUGAAGAGGAAAGGCAUAGAGUUCCCCAUGGCUGACCUGGACACUCUGUCACCCAUCCACACACCACAGAGGGGUCUACCAGAGGUGGACCCAGCUGUACUAAAGUACAAAGCCCCCAUCCAGCCCCACGCUGCAGCCACAGCCACCCUCCCCAAGCCUGCAGCCGCCCCGGCUCCGGCCCCCGCCCCCCUCACCCCCAUCCUACAGAUACCACACAUCCCCAACGUACAGGGCCCCAUCACCGCCAACCCUGAACAGAUCGCCCGGCUGCGCAGUGAACUGGACAUUGUGAGGGGAAACACCAAAGUGAUGUCAGAGAUGCUGACUGAGAUGGUGCCUGGACAGGAGGACUCCUCGGACCUGGAACUCCUUCAGGAGCUGAACAGGACGUGCAGGGCCAUGCAGCAGCGGGUGGUGGAGCUGAUCUCCCGGGUCUCCAACGAGGAGGUGACAGAGGAGCUGCUGCACGUCAACGACGACCUCAACAACAUCUUCCUACGAUACGAGAGGUAUGAGAGGUACCGGUCGGGUAGAGCGGCUCAGAAUAACGGGAUGCUGAGUGAAGCCACAGAGGACAACCUGAUAGACCUAACGCCAGGCUCGCCCGCUGUGGUCAGCCUCCGAGCCACCUCCACACCCCCGUCCAGCAUCCCCCCUGUGACCGCCCCUAGGGCUGGGGCUACAGCCUCCCCUGCCCGGACCCUGAUCCAAGACCCUACCUCUGGUCCCUCAACUCUGUCCACUCAGCUCGCCGGCCUGGAUGUGGGUCGGGUUAGUGUCAGUGGUACCCUGUCCUCUCUGUCAGGCCACAACCCUGGAGAUGACUUUGACAUGUUUGCUCAGACCAGGACCAGCUCUCUGGCAGAUCAACGCAAAAAUGUGAAGUACGAGGACCCUCGAGCCCUGGGUGGGCUUGCCUCAGCUCUGGACGUCAGACAACAGAACGCCACUGGAGGGCUGAGGGUCAUAGGGGAUGAUAACCCAGAGUUGGAGCUGCCCAUAGACAGCUGGCUUAUUACCCAAGGAAUGAUCCCCGUAUCGCAGUCCUCUGUCAUGGAUGACAUAGAGGAGUGGCUCUGUGCUGAUGUGAAAGGCGAUGGUGAGGAAGGGGUGACGAGUGAAGAGUUUGAUAAGUUUCUGGAGGAUCGAGCGAAGGUGGUCGAUUCCUUACCAUCGCUCCCUGGUGAUGAGCCUGGUCCCCCUCUCAGCGCCCCCAGCGGCACCCGCAAGAAGGCUGAACGGACGGAGGAUGCCCUCUUUGCCUUGUAGACUCUCCCCCAGGAAACCUCUCUCUCUGAGGCAUCUGCAGUACCUAGGUAUCCCCUAUCCGCCACUCCUGCCAAGCAGCAGUGUAGCUACUGAACUGAACACCAAUCCUCCUCCUGCAGAGGACCAUGCUUGCUGUCUGCCUGCCCAGCCGCGUUGCAUCAUGUAUUACUAUUGAGGUUUUGAUCAGUCUGUCAGUGUGGGAUGUGUCUGUCGUCUUGUAUCUCAUCUGCAGCUAGCUACCCUAAGGAGGAUAUAACCUAACAUUGUGAGGAUGAGGAUAACAUGACAAAACCUCGUCUUUAUGUUCCUCUGAAGGUGUGAAGGUUAACAGAAAAAAUCCUUCUGAAAAAGCAGACCGAGGCAUAUAGUCUAUACAAACAGAGGAGGACUGUGUUAUUUUAAUAAAUGUAGCUUAUGAAUAAUUGAUGCAUUUAUUCUUUUAACGGUUUGUACUGUACUAUGUACUAGCGCUGCACUCUGUAGUUGUCUCUCUUUUAUUAUUUACUCAUGUUCCUUUUUUGGUUUCCUUAACCCUUUCAUUACCCAUUCUACAGUUGUGAAAUGUUGGUACAGGGAAAGGCAAUGCAUGAGGAAGGACUACUGUUUGACAGACUCCAUGCUAGUGUUACUCAAUUAUGGCACAAUAGUUCUGCAGGGCCAAAUAGCAAACAUUACUUACCCGUAUCUGCCUGUCUCCACAUUUCAAAAGGGAGAAGGAAAAAAUAUAUAUAGCUGCAAGCAGCCAUGUCAAGGUUCAAGCCCUAUGGCACCACAGCAAAUAUCUGUCACACAGCUUUUAUAUUUGCUUUCCUUCUUGAAAAGCUGUUGUCAACUUCCCUCCAUGUGGUGUGUACAUACUGUAGGGAAGGAAAAGGUCCAAAAUAGUGUUUUCAAUCAGAACCUAAGUAACACCCACCAAAUAUUUCUGAUCGAUAUUAUACAGGGGGUACCGGUACCAUACAUUGACUCGUUAACGUUACCCCCUGUAUAUAGCCUGCACAUUGACUCGUUAACGUUACCCCCUGUAUAUAGCCUGCACAUUGACUCGUUAACGUUACCCCCUGUAUAUAGCCUGCACAUUGACUCGUUAACGUUACCCCCUGUAUAUAGCCUGCACAUUGACUCGUUAACGUUACCCCCUGUAUAUAGCCUGCACAUUGACUCGUUAACGUUACCCCCUGUAUAUAGCCUGCACAUUGACUCGUUAACGUUACCCCCUGUAUAUAGCCUGCACAUUGACUCGUUAACGUUACCCCCUGUAUAUAGCCUGCACAUUGACUCGUUAACGUUACCCCCUGUAUAUAGCCUGCACAUUGACUCGUUAACGUUACCCCCUGUAUAUAGCCUGCACAUUGACUCGUUAACGUUACCCCCUGUAUAUAGCCUGCACAUUGACUCGUUAACGUUACCCCCUGUAUAUAGCCUGCACAUUGACUCGUUAACGUUACCCCCUGUAUAUAGCCUGCACAUUGACUCGUUAACGUUACCCCCUGUAUAUAGCCUGCACAUUGACUCGUUAACGUUACCCCCUGUAUAUAGCCUGCACAUUGACUCGUUAACGUUACCCCCUGUAUAUAGCCUGCACAUUGACUCGUUAACGUUACCCCCUGUAUAUAGCCUGCACAUUGACUCGUUAACGUUACCCCCUGUAUAUAGCCUGCACAUUGACUCGUUAACGUUACCCCCUGUAUAUAGCCUGCACAUUGACUCGUUAACGUUACCCCCUGUAUAUAGCCUGCACAUUGACUCGUUAACGUUACCCCCUGUAUAUAGCCUGCACAUUGACUCGUUAACGUUACCCCCUGUUUAUAGCCUGCACAUUGACUCGUUAACGUUACCCCCUGUAUAUAGCCUGCACAUUGACUCGUUAACGUUACCCCCUGUAUAUAGCCUGCACAUUGACUCGUUAACUUUACCCCCUGUAUAUAGCCUGCACAUUGACUCGUUAACGUUACCCCCUGUAUAUAGCCUGCACAUUGACUCGUUAACGUUACCCCCUGUAUAUAGCCUGCACAUUGACUCGUUAACUUUACCCCCUGUAUAUAGCCUGCACAUUGACUCGUUAACGUUACCCCCUGUUUAUAGCCUCGUUAGUGUUCCUUUAUUGGUGCUCUUUUACUUUGGUUCAUUUAGUAAAUAUUUUUCUUAACUCUCUUAUUUUCUAUAAAACUGCAUUGUUGGUUAAGGGCUUGUAAAUAAGCGUUUCACAGUAAUGUCUGUUCUAUUUGGCGCAUGUGACAAAUGGAAUGUGAUUAAUACUACCACGACAACGGUAAAACAGCCGUAUGAGUUGCAGCAGUGACGUUCCUCUCUGGUACUACCUGUACACUAUGUAAGUGUAGCGAUUUUGAGUUCUUCCAAAUACUUUUUAAUGACAAAGUCAUUUAGUAAUUGUUUAUCAGAGGAGGUUGGUGGCACCUUAAUUGGGAAGGGCGGGAACGUGGUAAUGGCUGGAGCGGAAUAAGUGGAAAGGUAUCAACAACAUCAGACAUAUGGUUUCCAUGUGUUUAAUGCCCUUCCAUUCGCUUCUUUCCAGCCCCUCAGCAGCCUCCACUGGUGUCUUCUGAUAUUGGGCUAUUCUUCAAUGUUUUCCUUCCCCUUCUACCAUGAGACCAAUUUCAUGAACUUCAUGCACUUUUGGACCCUUGACCGUUUCGGUAUGUUUAUCCUUGUGUUAAUAAGAUGGGAACUGUUUUUAUAGGACACAAGACAUUUUCUUAGACUAAUUGCAUAUGAUUUUAUAUCUUUAUGAAAUUUCAGCCCUUUUCUGCUCUACAAAGCACACUUUACAGACAGUCGUAAAUAGAAAAACGGACCCUUUUCCUGAUAUGGAAAUGAAAGGAAUAGUGCAGGUGAAAUAUGGCACUGAAAAUCGAAUCAAAUUGUACAUUUAUGAUGGCGUAUUGGUAGCAUACUUCACAGGAAAUAGUUAUUGCAAACAUGCAUGUACGUAUGUUUACAUAAAUAUGUGUAUAUACAUCAGAAAUAUGUGAGUAUUACCUGCAGUACAUGUUUAAAAGUCCAACUGAAUUAUUAGCUUUUGUGUAGGUCGCUAAGUCGAAAGGCUAACUCAUUAAUGUAUUGUUUGGUCUCCUGGUUGUAUAUGUACAGUAAUGUCAUGCAGGAAAAUGAAUUCCUCCCAGAUCCUUUCUACUUUGGGGAAGCUCCCCUGCUCUCCUCUCUUUACAAAUACAUGUGUGGAACAGAAAUAGGUUCGGCUGUGCUUCGGGAGGAUGACCAAAAACGUUAUUUUUACCGUGUUUUAUGUGUUUUUACUGUGGUCUAAAUUGUCUGGUAAAGCUUCCUGUCUUUUAUUUUUGAGGAUUACAGUGGGUAGUAGCUGUGGGCUGUGACUCUGCUAGUGGGACUCCCCCUUUUAACCUGUUAACAUUCUAUUUUACUUUGCUUACCUACAGUAGGUAAUGGAGUUAGAUGAGGGCAUAACAUUCUCUUCCUGUUGUCAGGAAAACAUGGGCUACAGACCUUUGAGGCAAAAGAGGUUCGUUCUUCAUUUCAACUCUUUUGCCAGUACUUUUCAAAGUUAAUGCUUAUAAAGCUUCUACAAUUAACACCAAAUGAAUAACUACAAAACGCCACGACGUUUCACUUCAAUAGGAACUAUGUGUUUACUUACAAGUAUCCUUAUAUACUUAUCAAAGUUGUGUAUUAUACUGUAAAUGAGAUACUCAAAUAAGUAAAAAAGACCUUACUGUAUUUUAUUGAAAAACAUCUGCUUCCAGAUCAAACAUUAUUUGUAACAAUCAUUUAUAAAUGUUAGAGGGUGAUAUUACAAACAAGUACAUUAUUUGUAACAGUCAUUUAUAAAUGUUAGAGGGUGAUAUUACAAACAAGUACAUUAUUUGUAACAAUCAUUUAUAAAUGUUAGAGGGUGAUAUUACAAACAAGUACAUUAUUUGUAACAAUCAUUUAUAAAUGUUAGAGGGUGAUAUUACAAACAAGUACAUUAUUUGUAACAGUCAUUUAUAAAUGUUAGAGGGUGAUAUUACAAACAAGUACAUUAUUUGUAACAGUCAUUUAUAAAUGUUAGAGGGUGAUAUUACAAACAAGUACAUUAUUUGUAACAGUCAUUUAUAAAUGUUAGAGGGUGAUAUUACAAACAAGUACAUUAUUUGUAACAGUCAUUUAUAAAUGUUAGAGGGUGAUAUUACAAACAAGUACAUUAUUUGUAACAAUCAUUUAUAAAUGUUAGAGGGUGAUAUUACAAACAAGUACAUUAUUUGUAACAGUCAUUUAUAAAUGUUAGAGGGUGAUAUUACAAACAAGUACAUUAUUUGUAACAGUCAUUUAUAAAUGUUAGAGGGUGAUAUUACAAACAAGUACAUUAUUUGUAACAGUCAUUUAUAAAUGUUAGAGGGUGAUAUUACAAACAAGUACAUUAUUUGUAUGAUUUGUCUUGGGCAUUAAUGUUUGAAUGUGUUUUAGAAUACUGUAACAGAAUAAACUGUUAUUAAUGCGCUUGAA
Molecule: messenger RNA, 6251 nt
Organism: Oncorhynchus kisutch (coho salmon)
Lineage: Eukaryota; Metazoa; Chordata; Actinopteri; Salmoniformes; Salmonidae
Gene: tom1l2a
Product: target of myb1 like 2 membrane trafficking protein a
Exons: 16
Coding region: 72-1769 (565 amino acids)
Biological process (GO): signal transduction
Cellular component (GO): endosome; membrane
Molecular function (GO): clathrin binding; phosphatidylinositol binding; ubiquitin binding
Source: RefSeq, a predicted model, not a curated record